CUUAUCUCGGUGCACAUCGUCAGCUCCAGUCUGAAGUCAAUCCUGACAGCUGCCGCCUGGCCCGGUCCACUUGCCGCCUUCUCCGCUGCGGCUUAUCAUCCACCCCCCACCGGAUAUCAGUCAAGAAGCUAAACUUGCUUCGGAACUGUGGGAGCGCGUCCGGGUCUUGGCUGCUUGUCUUCAACUUGAGGGCGAAGAAAGACGAAGGAAAACUCCUCGGGAUUCUCCGUGCAUCGUGCACGCAUUCACACUCUCUGUUUGACGUGUUCAAGUGCUUCUUAAGGAGAAUUCUGGGGAGAUUUCUGACUCUUUCAAUCCUCAAAGAUGAAGCAGCACUGGGGACCUGUUCACUGAGAUGGGCUCCCACUUCAAAUCGUCCUGCUUCCGCAUGAACCAUGAGUAAAGGUUGUGAGGGCUUGUCUCUAUUGUCCUGUUGUGCAGUGAGGCAGUGAGCUCACGGCGGAUACAGCAUGCAUGUGUCGAUAUAUCCCACGAUGCACUCUGCCAGCCCGGGCCUGCUCCUCCUCAGCUUCCUCUUUCUCGCCGAUGCCGACUCCCCUCCACGAUUUACGCGAACUCCAGAAGACCAGACUGGAGUCCAAGGCGGAGUGGCGUCUUUUGUGUGCCAGGCCACCGGCGAUCCGCAGCCCAAGAUUGUGUGGAACAAGAAAGGCAAAAAAGUCAGCAACCAGAGAUUUGAGGUAAUAGAGUUUGACGACGGGUCCGGCUCGGUCCUGAGGAUCCAGCCCCUGAGGACACCCAGAGAUGAGGCUAUUUACGAAUGUCAUGCCUCCAACUCGGCAGGAGAGAUCACCGCCUCCACCAGACUAAGUGUGCUAAGAGAGGACCAACUGCCUUCGGGGUUCCCCACCAUAGACAUGGGACCCCAGCUGAAAGUAGUGGAGCGCUCUCGGACUGCCACCAUGCUCUGUGCGGCUAGUGGAAACCCUGACCCAGAAAUUACAUGGUUCAAGGAUUUCCUGCCAGUCAACACAUCAAGUAACAAUGGACGAAUCAAGCAGCUCCGCUCAGAAUCCUUUGGUGGCACGCCCAUACGAGGUGCACUUCAAAUUGAGAUGAGCGAAGAGUCCGACCAGGGCAAGUAUGAGUGUGUUGCAACCAACAGCGAUGGGACUCGCUAUUCCACCCCGGCAAACCUGUACGUUCGAGAGCUGCGAGAAGUCCGCCGCGUACCCCCUCGGUUCUCCAUUCCCCCGGCGGACAGCGAGAUCAUGCCAGGGGGGAAUGUCAACAUCACCUGCGUGGCAGUGGGCUCCCCCAUGCCUUACGUGAAGUGGAUGCUCGGAGCGGAGGACCUCACCCCCGAGGACGACAUGCCCAUCGGCCGCAACGUUCUCGAGCUGACGGAUGUACGCCAGUCUAACAACUACACCUGCGUUGCCAUGUCGACGCUGGGCGUUAUUGAAGCAGUGGCACAGAUUAUUGUUAAAGCUCUCCCAAAGGCUCCUGGGACCCCAGUGGUGACUGAGAGAACUGCAACAAGCAUCACUCUCACCUGGGACUCUGGCAACCCUGAGCCCGUCUCUUAUUACAUCAUUCAGCAUCGGUCCAAGGGCUCAGAGGACCCCUAUAAAGAGAUUGAUGGCAUCGCCACCACCCGCUACAGUGUGGGCGGCCUGAGCCCUUACUCCCAUUACGACUUCCGAGUGGCAGCUGUUAACACCAUUGGCCAAGGCCCCUCCAGCGAAGUGGUGGAGGCUCGCACAGCGGAGCAGGCACCCUCCUCGCCUCCCCGACAAGUCAGAGGUCGCAUGCUGAGCACCACAACAGCAAUCAUCCACUGGGACGAGCCAGAGGAACCAAAUGGGCAGGUGGUGGGCUACAGAGUCUACUACACCUCUGACAACACGUUGCCAGUCAACCAGUGGGAGAAGCAGAUGGUGCGCAGUGCCAACUUCAUUACCAUUCAGGGUUUGACUCCUAACAAGACAUACUACAUCAGGGUGCUGGCCUUCACCUCAGUAGGAGACGGUCCUCUUUCCCAGGACCUGCAGAUUAUAGCCAAGACUGGGGUUCCAUCCCAGCCUUCAGAAUUCAAAGGGGAGGCCAAAUCAGAGACGAGCAUCCUGUUGUCGUGGGUGGCGCCACCCCAGGGUGGCCCUGACAACCAGAUCACAGGAUAUGAACUGGUUUAUCGACGAGCAGAUGAUACAGAGGAGAAGAAAGUGAACUUUGAGCCAACCACCUCCUACCUGUUGAAGAACCUGAAGCCUUUCUCAGCCUACACUUUCCAACUGGCUGCCAGGAGCAAACAUGGAAUUGGUGCAUAUACCAACGAAGUGUCCAUUGACACGCCUCAGACACUUCCUUCAGCACCUCCCCAGGACAUAACAUGCACCAGCCCCACUUCUACCAGCAUCCUGGUAAGUUGGGCACCACCUCCUGUGGAGUUUCAGAAUGGCAUCAUUACGGGAUACACCAUCCAGUACUCCACUACGGGGGGCAACAAAACAUCCAAAAGAAUUGACGACAUUCCUCCGGAAAGUUCUCCGUAUCUCUUGGAAAACCUAGAGAAAUGGACUGAGUAUGGAAUAACGGUGCGGGCGCAGACGGAAGCCGGCGACGGACCAGAGAGUUUACAGCUGAUUAUCCGCACCGAGGAAGAUGUUCCAAGUGGUCCUCCUCGAGGGGUGGACGCAGAGACAGUGAACGCUUCAGCCAUUAGAGUGAAAUGGCGAGCUCCAGCCCCAGAGCUGCAGCACGGUCAGAUCCGAGGCUACCAAGUCCACUAUGUGAGGAUGAACUACGGCGAGCCUCAGGGUCAACCCUCUAUCAAGGACAUCCUCAUAGAGGACUCACAGUGGGAAUACGCCCAAUCAGCUCAAUACGAGGCGGUUCUUGGAGAUUUGAAGGCAGACACCUCCUACUCUGUCUCAGUGGGAGCUUACACCGCCAAGGGAGAUGGCGCUCGGAGCAAGCCUGUGAGCGUCUGCACCGCACUGCCAUUGCCGGAAAAGCCCAAACUAAUGGUGAGUGCGACUGACUCUGGCACUGCUAUGCUACAGUGGACCCCACCACCCAAUCCGCCCACCCCUCUCCUGGGUUAUCGCCUCACGUUUGGCCGUCUGGACGUUCUUCCCUUUACGGUGGUGGAGUUCCCCACCAAGGAGAAUCGCUAUACAGCCCAGGACAUCCACAAGGGUGCCAACUAUGUGUUCAGACUGUCCGCCCGCAACAAAAUGGGCUAUGGAGAGGAGGCAGUUAAAGAGGUUGCCACCCCUGAAGAUGCUCCAACUGGCUACCCAGAAAAUAUAAUCUCAGAGGAGAUGUCUGCCAACUCCCUUCAACUGACUUGGAAAUCAGUCCCGCUCAUUGAGCAAAAUGGAAAAAUUGUGAAGUACUCGGUUCUGUACAAGGAUGUAAACAGUCGGGGGAAUGCCUCAGAAGUCGUGGUGCCCACUCCAGGGUCGAGUGUUUUGUUGGAGGGUCUGAGUGCCGAUACUGUGUAUCAUGUCAGGGUGUGCGCAUUCACGGCUGUCGGGCAGGGUCCAUACAGCCCCGGUGUCCAGUUUAGGACGCAGCGGCUAGACCAAGUUUUUGCCGCCAACUUCAGAGUGAAGGCCGCCAUGAAGAAUUCUGUUCUGUUGUCCUGGGAGAGCCGAGACAAGAAUCCUACCCAGCCAUUCACUAUCUUAUAUGGAAAGGGUCAGUCUGUGGAGGUGGACGGGAAGCAGACACAGAAGCUGAUCACUGGUUUGCAGCCAGACACCCUGUACUCCUUUUUGCUAACCAACCGGGCCAACAGCGCCGGGGGCCUGCAGCACCGCGUCACAGCCACCACUGCUCCGGAUAUCCUCAAAACCAAGCCCAUCGUGGUGGGAAAGACCAAUGCUGACGGCAUGGUGACUGUGCAGCUUCCAUCCGUUCAGACGGCAGCUAAAGUCAAGGGUUAUUACGUGGUUGUGGUGCCCCUGAAGAAGCAACGAGGAGGGAAAUUCCUGAAUCCCUGGGAGGAGCCAGACCAGAUGAACCUGGAUGAGCUUCUGAAAGAGAUUAACAGAACCAGCGUGAGCCGAGCCCUCCGUAUCCGCAGACAGGUUGGUCUGUCAGAUCCCAGGUCUUACGUUAGCGCUCACUUCAAAACCCUGCCCAUGGAGUUUACGCUUGGUGAUGGUCGAAACUACGGCGACUUCCGCAAUCGUCCGCUGCAGAAUGGCCAGGAGUACGUCUUCUUUGUGCUUGCCCUGCUGGACCUCUCGGAGAAUACCAUGUUCUCCACCAGCCCGUAUUCCGAUCCUGUGACAUCAUCAGACGUAGACCCACAGCCGAUUGUCGACGAGGAGGAGGGUCUCCUGUGGGUGGUGGGGCCUGUACUGGCUGUCAUCUUCAUCGUGUGCAUUGUCAUUGCCAUCCUUCUUUUUAAAAGCAAACCUGACAGGAAACGAGCUGAGGCCGAGGGCAGGAAAGGCAGUUUCCCCUGCAGCAAAGCCAUGUCGUCUCACCACCCCACUGAUCCCGUGGAGCUGCGUAGAAUCAACUUCCAGACUCCAGGCAUGGCAAGCCACCCGCCUGUCCCCAUCUCGGAGCUGGCAGAUAACAUUGAGCGCCUGAAGGCAAACGACAAUCUGAAGUUCUCUCAGGAAUAUGAGUCCGUUGACCCGGGUCAGCAGUUCACGUGGGAGAACUCCAACUUGGAGGUGAACAAACCAAAGAACCGCUACGCUAACGUCAUCGCCUACGACCACUCCAGGGUGAUCCUCUCCAGCAUUGAGGGUGUCCCAGGUAGUGACUAUAUCAACGCCAACUACAUCGAUGGCUACCGCCGUCAAAACGCCUACAUAGCCACUCAGGGCUCCCUUCCGGAAACUUUUGGGGACUUCUGGAGGAUGGUGUGGGAGCAGCAUACAGCCAAUAUUAUUAUGAUGACUAAGCUGGAGGAGAAGUCAAGGAUGCCCUCUUAUUUCUUCUCUAAGGUGAAGUGCGACCAGUACUGGCCAACACGAGGUACAGAAACCUACGGCCUGAUCCAGGUCACUCUGCUGGACACAGUGGAGUUGGCCACCUACUCUGUGAGGACCUUUGCGCUUUACAAGAGUGGCUCCAAUGAGAAGCGAGAGGUUCGUCACUUCCAGUUCACCGCCUGGCCAGACCACGGCGUACCCGAGCACCCCACCCCGUUCCUGGCUUUCCUGCGUAGGGUCAAGGCCUGCAACCCUCCUGAUGCAGGACCCAUGAUCGUCCACUGCAGCGCUGGAGUGGGCCGCACCGGUUGCUUCAUUGUGAUCGACGCCAUGGCCGAGCGGAUAAAGCACGAGAAGACCGUGGACAUUUACGGCCACGUCACGCUAAUGCGCUCCCAGAGGAACUACAUGGUUCAGACGGAGGACCAGUACAUCUUCAUCUAUGAUGCGCUGCUGGAGGCCGUCACCUGUGGCAACACGGAGGUCCCUGCCAGGAAUCUGUACUCCUACAUCCAGAGGCUGACGCAGAUAGAACCUGGCGAGAACGUCACCGGCAUGGAGCUGGAGUUCAAGCGUCUGGCCAGUGCCAAGGCCCACACAUCACGCUUCGUGAGUGCCAACCUGCCGUGCAACAAGUUCAAGAACAGGCUGGUCAACAUCAUGCCCUACGAGACCACCCGCGUCUGUCUGCAGCCAAUCAGGGGGGUGGAGGGGUCGGACUACAUCAACGCCAGCUUCAUUGAUGGAUACAGGCAACAGAAGGCCUACAUUGCAACACAAGGACCAUUGGCGGAGACCACGGAGGACUACUGGCGGAUGCUGUGGGAGCACAACUCCACUAUAGUUGUCAUGCUCACCAAACUGAGAGAGAUGGGACGGGAGAAGUGUCACCAGUAUUGGCCGGCAGAGCGCUCAGCUCGGUACCAGUACUUUGUGGUGGAUCCCAUGGCCGAAUACAACAUGCCUCAAUACAUCCUCCGAGAAUUCAAAGUCACCGACGCCAGGGAUGGCCAAUCUCGAACAGUUCGUCAAUUCCAGUUCACAGAUUGGCCAGAACAAGGAGUGCCAAAGUCAGGGGAGGGAUUCAUCGAUUUCAUUGGUCAAGUGCACAAAACUAAAGAACAGUUUGGCCAGGAUGGACCAAUAACUGUACACUGCAGUGCUGGAGUGGGCCGGACCGGCGUGUUCAUCACACUGAGCAUCGUGCUGGAGAGGAUGAGGUACGAAGGUGUGGUGGACAUCUUCCAGACGGUGAAGAUGCUGCGCACACAGAGGCCCGCCACCGUUCAAACAGAGGACCAGUACCAGUUCUGCUACCGGGCCAGUCUGGAGUACCUGGGAAGCUUUGAUCACUAUGCAACAUAAACCCAGCGGCCGUCUGUCAUAGCACGUCCCAGCUAGUCCAGUCGUCUGUGGAUGAGUGCGCUAGGCUGCGACGCGUCUGUGAAGAAAGCGCCAGCACACGCAGAGUGAAGGAGGUUCAUCGCACCUCUAACUGAGCCAUAGCAACCUUCUUGACAAGGGGUCUCUCCACCCAAACACGUCCAUUGGUCACUCUAGUCAGUCUGGUCAGUCUUGAUCAGAAUCUACUUUGUCUUUGUUUCAGCGCUGUUUCGGGGCACUUCGGUUGCUUUACAUUGUCGAGGUGUGGAACUCUUCACCUCACCCACCACCAGUGUAGCAUCACCAACCUUGAUAAAGAAUCACAGGACAUUUGAUUUUUCUAUCUUUAGACCUCCUCUCCAAGGCAUCCAUCAUAUGGACGCCUUGUGGACGGACACGACCGGGACAACUGGGAGCGCCAAGAGGAGACUCACGGAGCACACAGUAUUAAGGACACAGCCCCAAAAAGGACACCAUGAAGUGUUGUUUGCCCUGCUUUUUCUUGAUGUUUUCUGGGGGAAGCAGACUCUUGUUUCCGGUGAAUGAAAAAGACAUUUCUAUCAUAUAGUAACACAACGCACCACUUAAGGCUUCACAUUUUAAGACAAGGGAUAUACUGACAGAGCUUUAAAAAGCACCACCCUCACCACAAAAACUCAAUACUUGUGACUCCUUUUCUUCAAAAAGUGGGCUCUCUUAAAGUUUUGGUUUGUUUUUGUUUUUUUUUUACUUUGUCUGCUUUUUAUGUUAUCAAAAUAUAUAUAUAUUUUUUCCAAUCAAAUAAUUUUUGGGAGAACAGCGUUGACAGAUUUUGGAAAAGUACCACCAUUAAGUCACUCAAGUGUAUUUGCAUGAGCAACUUUGAACUGUCCACCUAAUAGGUGGUGGAUGACGGCUGUUUUGUUGGAUGGUUUCGUGUUCAGUGUUGGGGGUCAGGGUAGGGGUCUAGGGUUCAGUGUUAGUGUUACGGGUCCAUGGUUAUAGGUUCAGAGUAGGGUUUGGGUUUGGAGUUCAGUGUUCGGGUAAAGGUUUCAGGGUUAGGGCUAGGGUUAUGGGUUAGGAUUUAGGAUUGUAUUUAGGGUACGGGUUUAUGCUUUGUCUUUAAGAGCAUACGAUCAGGGUUGGGUUAGGGUGACAUUCAGGUUUUGGGUAAAUAUCCAGGGUUAAGGGAUUAGGUUUAGGGUUAGUAGUUAGUCAGGUUCAGUUUUAGGGAUAAGGGUUUCAGUGUAUAGGAUUCAGGUCUAGGCUACGGUCAGGGUUUAGGGUAAAGAUCUAAGGUUUAGGGUUGUCUUGCCACCAAGUAUUAAUAAGUGUGCAGCUACCAGCCAAUUACAAAGAAGUUCUUCAUUUUACGAGAGAGGAGUCUAGAUCACAAAUCUGUGUUCUGAGUGUUUACGGAAUGUUUUUUUUUUGG
Molecule: messenger RNA, 7719 nt
Organism: Dunckerocampus dactyliophorus (ringed pipefish)
Lineage: Eukaryota; Metazoa; Chordata; Actinopteri; Syngnathiformes; Syngnathidae
Product: receptor-type tyrosine-protein phosphatase delta-like
Exons: 45
Coding region: 471-6287 (1938 amino acids)
Biological process (GO): protein dephosphorylation
Molecular function (GO): protein binding; protein tyrosine phosphatase activity
Source: RefSeq, a predicted model, not a curated record